This is a messenger RNA of Antechinus flavipes (yellow-footed antechinus), 1883 nucleotides long. It is a transcript of the gene PLTP, whose product is annotated as phospholipid transfer protein. The record is from RefSeq and is a predicted model, not a curated record. Gene Ontology annotation, molecular function: phosphatidylcholine binding; ceramide binding; phosphatidic acid binding. Gene Ontology annotation, biological process: high-density lipoprotein particle remodeling; ceramide transport; phospholipid transport. Lineage: Eukaryota; Metazoa; Chordata; Mammalia; Dasyuromorphia; Dasyuridae. The coding region runs from base 252 to 1739 and encodes 495 amino acids. The transcript is spliced from 17 exons.
CGGGGGAAACGAGUUGCGGCUAGCGCCCUAUAAAGGCAGCAGUAUCCGAAGUAGCCCUCACAGACCCUGGCCCCGCUUCUCUCCUCAGAUCCAGGCACUGCAGGCAAGACGUGACUGCAGCUGACCCCCGGUCCCCUUGGCCCAGCCUCGGACCUGGCUACCCCGGGAGCUGCACCUGAAUCCUGAGGCUUGAGUUGCCUUCUCUGCCCGAGCCAUAUCCUGACCUCCACUCCAAACAGGUCGGCCCAGCCAUGGCUCUCCUCUGGGCCCUCUUCCUAGCACUUAUAGCAGUCACUUAUGCUGAGACUCCAGGGUGCAAGAUCCGGGUCACUUCCAAAGCCCUGGAGCUGGUAAAGCAAGAAGGACUGAAGUUCUUGGAGCAGGAGCUAGAAACCAUUACCAUCCCAGACCUUCGGGGCAGUGAGGGCCCAUUCUCUUACAACAUCUCUGAGGUGAAGGUGACCAAACUGCAGCUGGUCCAGUCAGAACUGUACUUCCAGCCAAACCACGACCUGAUCCUGUACAUCAGCAAUGCCUCCAUCAGCCUCCGCUUCCGCCGGCAGCUGCUCUACUGGUUCCUUUACGACGGGGGCUACGUGGAUGCUUCGGCCGAAGGUGUGUCCAUCCAUACGGCCCUGCAGUUGGCCAGAGACCCUGGCGGUCGAAUGAAAGUUUCCAACGUCUCCUGUGGAGCUUCUGUCUCCAAGAUGCACGCUGCCUUUGGGGGGACCUUCAAGAAGAUCUAUGAGUUCCUCUCUACUUUCAUCAUCUCAGGCAUGCGCUUCCUUCUCAACCAACAGAUCUGCCCCGUGCUACACCAUGCGGGGCUGGUCCUGCUCAAUUCCCUCCUGGACACAGUGCCGGUACGCAGUGCAGUGGACCAGCAUGUUGGUAUAGACUAUUCCCUCCUGAGUGAUCCAGUGACCUCAGCCAGCAACCUGGACAUGGAUUUCCGGGGAGCCUUCUUCCCUCUCUCGGAGGCCAACACCAGCUUCCCUAACCAGGCUGUGGAGCCUCAGCUUCAGGAAGAGGAAAGAAUGGUCUACGUGGCCUUUUCUGAGUUCUUCUUUGACUCUGCCAUGGAUAGUUAUUUUCGGGCUGGAGUGCUUCGGCUGGAGCUUGUUGGGGACAAGGUGCCCAAAGACCUGGACAUGGUACUGAGGGCCACUUUCUUCGGAAGCAUCAUCUUGUUGAGCCCAGCAGUGAUCGAUGCGCCUCUGAAGCUGGAGCUGCAGGUCCUGGCCCCCCCGCGAUGCACCAUCAAGCCUUCGGGCACCACCAUCUCCGUCACCGCCAGCCUCGUCAUUGCCCUGGCGCCCCCCGACCUGCCCCAAGUGCAACUCUCCAGCAUGACCAUGGAUGCCCGUCUCAGUGCGAAAAUGGCUCUUCGGGGGAAGGUACUUCAGGCGCAGAUGGAUUUACGCAGGUUUCGCAUCUAUUCAAACCAGUCUGCCUUGGAGUCCUUGGCACUGAUUCCCUUGCAGGCCCCACUGAAGACGCUGCUCCAGAUCGCAGUCAUGCCCCUGCUCAAUGAGCGAACCAAGCGAGGAGUGCAGAUACCGCUCCCUGAGGGCAUCGACUUUGUCAAAGAGGUGGUGACCAACCAGGCAGGAUUCCUGACCAUUGGGGCCGAUCUCCACUUUAGCAAGGGGCUUCGUGAGGUGAUUGAAAAGAACCGGCCAGCUGGUGACCAUGGGCCCACUUCCUCUCCACCUCAAUCUGUUGCCCCUACCUCCUGAACAGGUUUCCAGGAGGUGUCCACUCUUUCGUUCAUGGAAGUUCAACCUCCCCUUUUUCUCUCUCAAAAUGUACUGGAAUCAAUCCCUGCUCUUUCAAUAAAGCCCUCUCCACCCCCUUUUCCCAGUCAGGACUCAGAGACAGAA